Messenger RNA from Eimeria acervulina, 403 nucleotides. RefSeq lists its product as hypothetical. The record is from RefSeq and is a predicted model, not a curated record. NCBI's taxonomy places the organism in Eukaryota, Apicomplexa, Conoidasida, Eucoccidiorida, Eimeriidae. The annotation marks the transcript as partial. The transcript has a single exon.
AUGCAGUCUCAACGGCUGCUGCUGCAGCAGCAGCAGCAGCAGCAACAGCAGCAGCAGCAGCAGCAGAGCCCCCAACAGCAACAGGAGCACCACCCGCAGCAGCAGCAGCAGCAGGAGAAGGGGCAGAAGCAGCAAGAGCAGCAGCAGCAAGACCAACACCAGCAGCAGGAUCACCAGCAGCAUCUUCAAGACCAGCAUCCAGUACUGCAGCAGCAGCAACAGCAGGAAGAGGCGAAGGAGGGUGAGCAGCAGCAGCAGCAGCAACACCUCCAGAACCAUGAGCAGCAGCAGAAGCAGCAGCAGGAGCAGGAACAGCAACAGCAAGACCUUGAGCCGAACGAGCAGCAGCAGCAGCCGCAGCAGCAGCAGCAUCCAGAGCAGCAGCAGCAGCAGCAGCAGGACC